Molecule: messenger RNA, 3066 nt
Organism: Orcinus orca (killer whale)
Lineage: Eukaryota; Metazoa; Chordata; Mammalia; Artiodactyla; Delphinidae
Gene: GPD1
Product: glycerol-3-phosphate dehydrogenase 1
Exons: 8
Coding region: 94-1143 (349 amino acids)
Biological process (GO): glycerol-3-phosphate catabolic process; carbohydrate metabolic process
Cellular component (GO): glycerol-3-phosphate dehydrogenase (FAD) complex; cytosol
Molecular function (GO): protein homodimerization activity; glycerol-3-phosphate dehydrogenase [NAD(P)+] activity; NAD binding
Source: RefSeq, a predicted model, not a curated record
GCACCCACGUGUGUUGGAGUUAUAUGCUCCCAGCCGGCAGAGGAGCUGGGGAGAGUGGCACCCAGCUGGUGGCCCAGGCAGCGAAGCGGCACCAUGGCCGGCAAGAAAGUGUGCAUUGUAGGCUCUGGUAACUGGGGCUCAGCCAUCGCCAAGAUUGUGGGUGGCAACGCAGCCCAGCUGGCACGCUUUGACCCACGGGUGACCAUGUGGGUGUUUGAGGAAGACGUCGGGGGCAGAAAGCUGACAGAGGUCAUCAACACACAGCAUGAGAAUGUCAAAUACCUGCCAGGGCACAAGUUGCCCCCCAAUGUGGUGGCUGUCCCAGAUGUGGUCCAGGCUGCAGUGGAUGCUGACAUCCUGAUCUUCGUGGUACCCCAUCAGUUCAUCGGCAAGAUCUGUGAUCAGCUCAAGGGCCACCUGAAGGCAGACACCAUUGGCAUAUCUCUUAUUAAGGGGGUAGACGAGGGCCCCAACGGGCUGAAGCUCAUCUCUGAAGUGAUUGGGGAGCGCCUUGGCAUCCCCAUGAGCGUGCUGAUGGGGGCCAACAUUGCCAGCGAGGUGGCUGAUGAGAAGUUCUGUGAGACAACCAUUGGCUGCAAGGACCUGGCCCAGGGACAGCUUCUGAAAGAGCUGAUGCAGACACCCAAUUUCCGCAUCACGGUGGUGCAAGAGGUGGACACAGUAGAGCUCUGUGGGGCCUUAAAGAAUAUAGUGGCCGUGGGGGCUGGCUUCUGUGAUGGGCUGGGCUUUGGCGACAACACCAAGGCGGCCGUGAUCCGACUGGGGCUCAUGGAGAUGAUCGCCUUCACCAAGCUCUUCUGCAGUGGCCCUGUGUCCCCUGCCACCUUCUUGGAGAGCUGCGGUGUUGCUGAUCUCAUCACUACCUGCUACGGAGGGCGGAACCGCAAGGUGGCCGAGGCCUUCGCCCGCACAGGAAAGUCCAUUGAGCAGCUGGAGAAAGAGAUGCUGAAUGGGCAGAAGCUGCAGGGGCCCCAGACAGCCCGGGAGCUACACGGCAUCCUCCAGCGCAAGGGCCUGCUGGACAAGUUCCCUCUGUUCAUGGCUGUGUACAAGGUAUGCUACGAGAACCAGCCAGUAGGUGAAUUCAUUCGCUGCCUGCAGAAUCAUCCAGAACAUCUGUGAGCAGGGCUGGGGCCCAGGCCAGGCAGCCUCUUUACCCCAGCGGAGACAGGCAGAAGCUUGGGGUGCCUGGCCACCACGAUCUCUGGGACUCCCCACACAGCAGCGUCUUCUCAGCUUUUCACUGGAGGACAGGUGCCUGUGGGCCCGGCCACCUGCCUGGAGAUCUUGAAGCACAAGCAGCCCGCAGCCUCCUGCCACCUCAUCGCACCAGAAGUGGAGUUGGCUAGUCCCUCUCCAUAUGUGGGGCUUUCUCCCUGUCCUCUGGGAGGGGUAGAAUCAGCCCCAGUGCUGCCUGCUUUGAGUAUGUGGGGGGAGGAGGGGAGGGGAGGGAGGCAAGGCAAAGAGGCCUCACACAGACCAGGACUGCUGUCCUCAAGCCCAGUUAAUGGCUAAAGAAGUACCUCAGCUGCAAGAGGGAUGAGGCGAGGGCUGCAGGGAGGGGUCUGGGCUUUUGGGCUGAUGUAGACCUCUGCCAGGCCCCACAUGGCAUCAAUGGAUCUCUGUUUGUUCGCAAAAUACAACCCCCUUCUAGCUUCUCCUAGAAACCUCAGCUUCUUCUGAGGUUUCCUCAGAAACCUCUGGUCAUCCCCUUCCCCCUCCCCCAGGCUGCCUGGCACCAGAGUUGCUGCCACGCUGGCAUCUCUGGCCAUGGGGCUUGUCAUUCUCUCUUGGGACUUCCCAGUUCCUAGUUCUUUGCCAGCUCCACCCCACCAUGUGUGACCUUUCCAAGGCUCUCUCACCCUCCCUGCCAGCACCCUCUCUGGGGAGCAGAACUUAAUCUGCUGACAGAGCUACACCUCUUCACAGCAGGCUCAGAUCACUCUACUCCCUGUGACCUUUGUAAUUGCCCUGCCUCCCUUCUCAGGAGCUCUAGUGGGGGGAGGUGUCAGCUGGGUCCCUCCUGCUGCUAUCUCCCCAGGACAUCUUGGAUCCACCCCUUACCUCCUAAACCCUGUCCCUAGUUCUCAGCUACCCCCAGAGCAGCCAGGGCAGCUAACCAGUUCCUGUAUCUGCAGGCCAGGGGGCCAGAGCGUGGGUAAGGGAGGAUGAGCAGGUCCCCAUCUCUGUGGUGUGAAUUCCAAGGCUGGCUCUCCUUUGUCACCUGAAGGCCUUCUCAUGAGGUAUUGACUACUUCAGCACCUCAGGAGCUGGGAAACUCGUGGAGGAGGAAAAAAAUUCAAGCCUCCGUACCAGCUGGGGUGAGGGAAGAACAGGAAGGGGAGGAGGGAGAGGAGUGUGCUUUGCAGUGGCCUUGCUCCAGGAUGGAAUGGCAGCCGGAGAAUGUCACCGGUCAGCAGCUUGGACCCCUGGCUAUAAAUAGAGGCCGAGGGCUCCUGUCACAUCCAGCAGAGGGUCUCAGCUUCCUGUGUGGCAGCAUCUGGCAUGCUGUGGCUCUGGCCAGCAUUAUGUUAACCCUCCCUUACUCCUGGACAAACCAGGGAGGCAGGCUCCUCUCAGCCCCUAGCCCCUGAGAAGUCAGUCUUACCAGUGAAGGGCGGAGCUGCCUGGAUCAGGCAGCGAGAGUGAGGGGCACAGUCACCCCAGAUCUGGCUGGGCUCAGGAGCUGCUUCCCCAGGAGGUCAAAGUCGGGGCAGAAAGACAGCUCCCUUCCCUAGGCUGCAGCUGCGACCCUCUUAGAUAGUCAAAAACCUUUGCCUACUUUUUUUUUUUUUUGCUGUACGCGGGCGUCUCACUGUUGUGGCCUCUCCCGUUGCGGAGCACAGGCUCCGGACGCGCAGGCUCAGCGGCCAUGGCUCACGGGCCCAGCCGCUCCGCGGCAUGUGGGAUCCUCCAGGACCGGGGCACGAACCCGUGUCCCCUGCAUCGGCAGGCGGACUCUCAACCACUGCGCCACCAGGGAAGCCCCCCUUUGCCUACUUUUGCUCACUCCACAAUUAACUGAAUCUGAGGCUUUCGAACCAG